Molecule: messenger RNA, 1014 nt
Organism: Pelecanus crispus (Dalmatian pelican)
Lineage: Eukaryota; Metazoa; Chordata; Aves; Pelecaniformes; Pelecanidae
Source: RefSeq, a predicted model, not a curated record
GUGUUUGUAAAGUACUCCUGCCGAUCCUGGGACAGCAUGGGCAGUUCUUCUUUGAAACUCAACAAAUGAGGCUAAUGGAUGCUCAUGUCAUGGAUUGGUUGGGGACAAAAAUUGACCUUUCAUUACUGAGAGAUAGUUGCCCUUACCUGCAUCGAACAACAGGGGAUACAGAAAGGAAGUAUCAUCUCAGAUAUUACAAGACUGGAACAUGCAUUCAUGAAACAGAUGCCCGGGGUCACUGUGUGAAGAAUGGAAUUCACUGUGCCUUUGCUCAUGGUCCACAUGACCUUAGACCACCAGUAUAUGACAUAAGAGAACUUCAGGCACAGGAAACCUUACAGAAUGGGCAGCUAGGAUGCGGUGAAGGCAUUGCAGAUCUGCAGCCAGGAAUUCUAGCAAGCCAGGCAAUGAUUGAGAAGAUCCUUAGUGAAGAUCCAAGAUGGCAGGACACAAAUUUUGUAUUAGCUGGCUACAAGACAGAACAAUGUACCAAGCCACCCAGACUCUGCCGCCAGGGUUAUGCAUGUCCGCACUAUCACAACAGUCGAGAUAGAAGACGAAAUCCCAGAAAAUUCAAAUACAGGUCCACUCCCUGCCCCAAUGUAAAACAUGCAGAUGAAUGGGGUGAACCUUCAAGGUGUGAAAGUGGGGAUAGCUGUCAAUAUUGUCAUUCUCGCACAGAGCAGCAGUUUCAUCCUGAGAUAUAUAAAUCUACAAAGUGCAAUGACAUGCGCCAAACAGGUUACUGCCCACGCGGUCCAUUUUGUGCGUUUGCACAUGUUGAAAGGAUUCCUUCAACAGAGGACACCAUGAAUGUAGUCAUACUGCAAACUGGUUGUCAAUCAAAGCCAGGCGCUCACCUGUUUUCAACAGACAGCAUAGGAAUUGCAAAUGAAUGGAGCAGCAGUCUUAACUCCACAAACAGCAUUACAAAUAGCAGUGGUCAGUCUGGAAAUGUAAGUGUAAAUAAUUCUGGAAAAGUUACUAAUAAUAAUCACUGUGCCAAUAUACAAU